AUGGAUACCUAUACCCACCGUCACCGGGGUUCCUCUGUCGGAGAAAUAAACGUUGGUGAUACAGCUGCUCCAGGUCUUUCCACUAUGCGUACCUCCAAAAGGCAGAGAAAAAUGUCGGAUGCAAGAAUUGUAGCUUUGAGCUGCGAAUCAAGCUCAGAUAUUGCAAUAUUGAAGAAAAUUGGCAUUGCUUCCAGGGAAUUGUGCUAUAGACAUACUUGGAUAGUUCCGCUCCUUGUAUUGAUUGCAUCAUAUAGUACUUACUGGUUGUCUGGUGUCGAUACCCGGCUUCAUCGUUUCUUGGAAGCCUUAGUUGUUCCAUCUUACAAGAUUCCUGGAACAGACCAAUAUGGAAAGGGUGAAAAUGACUUUUAUUUCGUUGGUUUCUACGCUAUUUUUUUUACUUUCUUAAGGGAAUUCGUAGUGGUGUGCGUAUUGAGACCUUUGGCAAAAGCUUUGGGCAUUAAAAGGGAAUCAAAGGUAAAACGAUUCAUGGAACAGGGCUAUGCCAUCUUUUAUUACGGUUUAUCUGGUCCAGCCGGAUUAUGGAUAAUGUCAACUUUACCACUUUGGUUCUUUGAGACUACACCGUUCUAUGUCAACUAUCCGCACAAGACUCAUGACUUCUAUUUCAAGGUCUAUUACUUAGGUCAAGCUGCUUUCUGGGUUCAGCAGUCAGUUGUAUUGAUUUUACAAUUAGAAAAACCUCGUAAGGAUUUCAAAGAAUUGGUCUUGCAUCACAUUAUCACUAUUGCGUUGAUUUGGAGUUCGUACAGAUUUCAUUUCACUUGGAUGGGCUUGGAAAUAUUCAUUACUAUGGAUGUUUCAGAUUUCUUCUUAGCUUCAUCGAAGACCUUGAACUACUUGGAUUACGCAAUUUCUGGCCCUUUCAUUUUUGUUUUUGCCUUGAUUUGGAUUUACCUCAGACACUACGUGAACAUCCGAAUCUUGUGGUCUGUACUAACUGAAUUCAGAACUGUCGGAGAAUGGGAAUUGAACUGGGAUACUCAACAAUACAAAUGCUACAUUUCCCAGCCAAUCGUCUUUUUCUUGAUUGCUGCCUUGCAAAUAGUCAAUUUGUACUGGCUCUUCUUGAUCUUUCGUAUUCUUUCGAGAUACAUUUUUGGAGGAGUCGCCAAGGACGAAAGAAGUGACGACGACUCCGAAACUGAGGAAACUGGCGAGGAGGAAACUGGCGAGGAGGAAGCCAAAAAGUACCAAUAA
Molecule: messenger RNA, 1221 nt
Organism: Scheffersomyces stipitis CBS 6054
Lineage: Eukaryota; Fungi; Ascomycota; Pichiomycetes; Serinales; Debaryomycetaceae
Gene: LAG1.3
Product: TLC domain-containing protein
Exons: 1
Coding region: 1-1221 (406 amino acids)
Biological process (GO): ceramide biosynthetic process
Cellular component (GO): membrane
Molecular function (GO): sphingosine N-acyltransferase activity
Source: RefSeq, a predicted model, not a curated record